Molecule: messenger RNA, 982 nt
Organism: Leptonychotes weddellii (Weddell seal)
Lineage: Eukaryota; Metazoa; Chordata; Mammalia; Carnivora; Phocidae
Source: RefSeq, a predicted model, not a curated record
CAGGGAUCCUACACAUGACAGUCUCAGAGUUCCCGAACUUCUUACAUGGCGCUGGUGAGAAAAAUCAAUGCUUCCGACAAUAUCUACAUCACGGAAUCCACCACAGGGAACCUGUUCAGCCUGACCCAGGAGGGGGCUCCCUUGUGCCGCAUCAUAGCCAAGAUUGUGACCAUCUUGGCAAACCUGUCUGUCCUCGAGCAGUGUGCGUCUGACAUCAUUCAGGAGAAUGGGGUCCAGCUUCUCAUGGGUAUGCUGUCCGAGAAGCCAAGGUCUGGAACCCCUGCCGAGGUGGCGGCUUGCGAGCGAGUCCAGCAGAAGGCCGCGGUGACUCUGGCCCGUCUCAGCCGAGACCCAGAAGUGGCCCGGGAGGCCGUGCGGCUGAGCUGUAUGUCCCGCCUCAUCGAGCUCUGCAGGUCGCCCUCCGAGAGGAACAGCAGUGAUGCUGUGCUUGUGGCCUGUCUGGCUGCGCUGCGUAGACUGGCCGGGGUGUGCCCUGAAGGCCUGCAGGACUCCGACUUCCAGCAGCUGGUCCAGCCCCGGCUUGUGGACUCUUUCUUACUCUGCAGCAACAUGGAGGAGAGUUUUGUGUAGCGAGUGUGUGAGAGGAAAGGCAUUUGGCCCCAUUCUCAUGCCCUCUCUGAGUACAUACCUGUGAACACACCUGAGCACGCACCAGCUCCCUCACCUCCUUAUUUAUACUUAAUUUAUUUUUUACAUGAAAUGGACAGAGGGCUAAAUAUUCUAGCAACAUCAUCAGGCAGUCUGUGGGCCUGGGAGUCUUUUUUGUUUUUAUCUCUGACUUCUGUGACUUUGCAGUUACAGAUAUUGAAAUGUAUCAUGCCUAACAUGACUUAUUGUCAUGGGCGAUUUCCCUUCAUCUUGCUUUUUCUACUCUCACUAUGUAAUCUUGCCUCGUUUUUCCCCCUUUUGGAACCAGAGUAUGUAAACCCAGCAGUCUUUUGGCUUUUUUUUUUUUUUUUAA